Messenger RNA from Fopius arisanus, 4886 nucleotides. RefSeq names its product thisbe (gene ths). The coding region runs from base 2132 to 2878 and encodes 248 amino acids. The record is from RefSeq and is a predicted model, not a curated record. Gene Ontology annotation, molecular function: growth factor activity. The transcript is spliced from 5 exons. Lineage: Eukaryota; Metazoa; Arthropoda; Insecta; Hymenoptera; Braconidae.
CGUGUCUCACAUCUCUCGCCUCCCCCAAGCCAAUUCUCCACUGACAUUGGAUUCCCUCUUUCCCACAUAUUCAUCACUCAUUGCGCAACAAUCGAGACUCAAAACACGAACAAUAAACAGCUGAUUAAUUGACAUCGACGCUAAAUAUUCGAAAUAUAAUAAAAACAAAAGUGAUUUCGUUAUAUCUUAUGUCGCAUAUUGUGAUAAUGAGUCUUACAAUAAAUUCUUCGUGUGCUGUGGAGAGCAUUGGGAAAUAUUUCUCUCCGUUUCGAAAUCCACAAGAAAGUCAGGAAAAAUCGGGGUCUACGUUAUUUCCAGCGGAUGAGUGCUUCCAUUUUGCGUUGAAUUAAACUCCGCGUCGCGCGACGUUGCCACAACCUGGGGCAGCGCGUUCCUCCAGUCUAGAGUGUACUCGGCAACCCUGGAGACUAGGUACAUCGCGUUCGGGCACACGCGGAGGAUUUCAUACGUCAAUUCGAUUGUAUCCGUCGGUUUUCAUCCGUCUAACGAAUUAUCCGCGGGGAAAUUUGUGUAGAAAUUCGAAGGAUCCGGUCACACGCUCAAAUCAACCGCUCGGCAAUCAGAGAUUGCAGCCAUCAGGGAUUGCGCAUCGAGAAGCCGAAUAUCUUGCGGAAAAAAAAAAUGAAAGCAGAAUUGGAUAAAAGUGUUGGCGUGUCAUCCAUCCCCCCAGUGUCCCCCUCUCGCGCGGGUGAAUCAUCUUGUCGAUGGUAAUCCAGUCCGGCACGCGUCUCCCCGAUGCCCAGUGUCUCGUAACGGCAGCUCACUUUGCUCUCACCUCUCUCUCUCUCUCUCUCUCUCUUUCUGAGAUCCCUCUCUUCAUUAUUGUAUUAUCCCUCCAUAGCGUGCAGUUGUGUCUCAAGUGAUCGUACGGAGAGUUCCUCGGGGCCUAUACACACGCCUUUGGCUGCACUUUUGCCUAUAUAUCCCACCUCGUGGAGUAGGGGAAAAAAGGCGAUGUGAUGUGAUGGCGGGUUUGUAGUGGGGGUAAACGACUCGUGCAUGAUAUACCCGGUGGAGGGAUGCCGUGUUUGGUGGUAAGGGUGGUGGAGGUGGGGGAAAUAUUCUCUAGGCGAGAGCCACCAGGCCACUGCCACCAGGUAAGCCGAGUGAGUUAAACACUAGUGGGGCUGACUCGCGCGGUGCGGCUCACAGUUUCGGAGAACAUUUCGGACGUGAUUCAAUUAACGCAAAAAAAAAAUAUUAUUAUUAUUAUAGUGAAUUUUGGUUACCAUUUUUGCAUUGUGAAUGUGCGGAGAAAAGAGGAGUGGUGAAGACCCUUGGAGUCCCUGACGAGUUGCGGAUCAAAGAGACGGAAAGGCGGAAGGGCGGAAGGUGCUGAGGGUGCGGAGGGGGUGAUACGGUGGAAAAUACACCGGAAAAUUGGAGGGACUUGACGGAGUAUUUAUCGGUCUCUGGGGGUAAUUGUGCCUGGAGGAUUUUCCCUUGUUCGAUUGGUGUGAAGAUGAGACUGGCGGUGUUCCAGAUACCGCGGUUGUACCGCACAGGAACCAGGAAGACAAUCACGUGUAACGAUUGAGGGGAAAAUCGGUAGUUCGAGGUCGAUAGGAGAUCGACCUCGUGUGUUAUCGGGUGAUAAGCCCCCCGAAUGAUUUGUAAAUCACUAUUGGAAUAUUUUUAGCUGGUUAUUGCCGAUCGUGACACACGUGUAGGUGGAAUGUUUUUUUUUUUCUUCCACUAUCUGGUAAAUGGGGGGAAAAGUAUUGUUGAUGAAUUGAUCAAUCAUUAAACUCAAUGACAACGCGAUAUGAGGUACUGUCGUGCGGUAUUAUUUACACGAGUUUGAGAAUAAGUAAUCACGAGUGAUAGAACAGAUGUUAUUGACGUGAAGAUACAUGUUGAGUGGUCUUUUUUUUUAUCUUGUGGUGAUUUGAGGUAUUGGAGUGAACAGUGGAAGCGGCGGCGAUUACUCCAUUCCAGUGGAUUGCUCUUGUUUUUUUUUUUUCCAAUUUAUUUUAAUCGUUAGGUGAGGUGCAAGGAGCAUUAUUGUUGCCAAAGACGAGUUGUCUAGGUGGCUGUGAGGUUUUUUCGUAAGCAGACACGAAGGCCAGCCCGACGCAAUGCGUCGACGCUGCUGACGCAACGCGCCUGGAUGCGUCUCACUCUAAGCACGUUACCACAGCUUGCCGUCUUAGCGAAGAUUUUGUGCCUCCUGAUGGUAGUGAUGUGCGGGGCAGUACCGGCAAUGGUGCGCUCCGUGAGUCUCUACUCGACUUGCAGCAGCGGCAAUAUUACCGUAUUGGGCCGCGACGUCAAGGCCAUGGCUCGGGAUGAAUCCAACGCACCUUAUCAGAAACUAUCGACACAGUCCGACGACUUCAGUAAGAAGUUGUACAUAUAUGCUGAGAAAUCGCAACGGUAUAUUUGUUUUAAUAAACGAUGGAAAUUAGUUGCACUGCCAAAAAAGCAGAGGGACGCGAUGUGUCAGUUCUACGAGUCAUACCACGGCUCCUACCUGAGGUACAACAGCGCGGUGGAUUCGACGAAAUACCUCGGCUUCAACAAAUUUGGCAAACCGAUAAAAGGCCAACGAGUUAGACAACAAUGUUUCAACUUCAUGAAAUACAAUCCAAGUUUCAGUAUUUCUGCGCACAAUGAGCUCAUGAACAAAGGCUCGAGCGAUCACACAACAACCAUCACCAAGAAGCAUCAUCAGAGUCAUCAUCCAAGUCAGAGCCGAUCACCAGGUCACAGAGCCAAGAAGAAUUCGAUUCAGGGUGAUCUUACGAGAGAAACCACUACCCAUCGUCACCGGCACUCAAAUCGUCUAAAACAGCACGACGAAUUUCCUAUUCCCCGGAGACGACACCAGAGCCGCCUUCUGGCCCCCAAAUACUGAGCUGAAUCUACUUGAUGAAGAAAUUCAAUUCCUUCAAUUCAGUUUUUUCGAUAUUAUUUUUGGCUCGAUGAUCAAGACUGUCUCACUACCGUGAGGAAAUAAACAAAAUAUUCAGAGUUGUUCCAAAAAGGAAUGGCUUGAGUAGCGCCCACGUCAAGGCGCUAGACCAACCCCCCCAACACCCCCCAACACCCCCUCACACCCCCUUACCACAAUCUCCUAUUAAUUUUGAGAGUCGUGAAUUUUUAAUCCAAGAUGAUGACAUAUACCCCCCUGGAGGGGAUCACAGGGCCCUCGUAUGCGCAGCAAACCCCCCCUAUCCUCCCCCUUUCCUCCCAACCCACCAUUUGAUGGGACAGAAUGGGCGCCAUUGCCCUCCCGCCCCCCUACCCCCAAAUAAAUCUCGAUCGCGUCUAUUUAAUGCGGAAAAACAAGUAGAGAAAAUAAUAAUUCGCCUGCGCAAUACCGCCUACUUAGUCUAUGUACGUUCCAUAUGUGUUUGAGAGCUCGUCCAAUGUAUGUGCGCGCUCAAUUCCCCGGGGAGGGGGGUGUGGUGUGAGGGCGGGAAAAGUCCAUGGAUUCGAGAAAUGUUUUUCCUAUUUAUUAAAUUCUCAGAUCAAACUUUCUCGACUAUUCGUUCGACACACGCUUGACCCGUGGCUCAUUAUUUCCCGUGUCUCUCCCCCUCUCCCGAGGUGCGCUAAAGUAUUUUUUAAUUUUUCUAUUGGUGAAAAAGGUACGAACAAUCCUUGUGGUAUGUGAAAUCGAUGAUAGACUGGACGUCAGGUAAUUAUUCAUCGUUUGAGAGAGAAAAUUGUGAGGUGCGAGUGUAUGAAUAUAUUGUAUGGGUGAGAGUAUUUGGCUGAGUGUGAUGAGCUUUUUCGUGUGUGCGCGAGUGUGUGUAAUAUAAAUGAAAAUGAUACAAUAAUGUUAGAGGGAAUUUAAUCCUUAGGAUGCUAUUGCAGACUGUAUUAUUAGGUUAGGCACAAUACGGAUUAUGACGCUGUGGCGACUCGGCGAAGAGAAAUAACGAUUGUUCUGAUGGAUAUCACCAGAGUUGGAGGACUAGGUGAAUAGUCAACGUGAAAUUUCAAUUUCAAUGAUUCUCUGGGAAAUGGUUAAGGCGUUAGCCUCAGCUCUGGCAAUGACAUUGAAUUUUAUGACUCGCCAGUGUCGUCUGCAGAGAAUUUGUAAUUUUGAUCAAUCACCUGGAGAAAAACUUGUUCAAUGCCAGAAAAUGGAAAAUUAAAUCUUGAAUGCUGAUCCUUUUUUUCUCACAUUCAUAGACAUUUUUCUUCAAAUGUGUGAUUAACCUCCCCCGAUGGAAUCCAAAUACACAGUGCCAUGGAUAGAAAAUUGUAUAAAUUUUGAGUUUAAUAUGAAAAAUAAAAUGUCGGUAUGCACACCGGACCACUGCCAGGGCCCAUUUCUUUUCGCAGGGUCGCCAACCUCGAGAAGCGCCUGCCCCCUUCCAAAAUAAGAGAUUUAAUGAAUUGAGUAAAUCGACGACAAUUCGCUUGUUAGGUAGCUUAUUUAUUGAAAUCAUGUUUAGAUAUUACGCGAGAGGAACAAAAAUAAAUUAAUGAUCCUUCCUUUAUCCUCGUACUUUUGCACACGAAUUAUUCAUUGUGUAAUAAUUGAUCGUUUGCUCUCUCCUCGACUGGCUACUGCGAUUUUCUUUAUCAAAAUUGCAUUUUUUUUUUCUUUUCAAAAAAUAAAAUAAUACUCAAAUACCUACUUACCCAUUAAUUCUCUAGACUUGACGCGUGGUCUCCGGACGUGCAGUAUUCCAAUUCUAAACAGGCCGAAAAGUUAAAAAAAAGAGAGCAAAAAAAGACAAACACUGACCAUUGAAAAAAUCUAAUGCGAAAAUUGGUGAAUAAUAAGAACGUAAAUUCGACGCUUAUAAUUUAAUAACAGACAAAUAAUAUAACAUGUAAUGUAUUGUAUUUGUAAUAUGGUAUUGUAACGCCAACCUCUAAAAUAAAACUACUCAUUUUUUUUUUUA